This is a messenger RNA of Vigna radiata var. radiata (mung bean), 1578 nucleotides long. RefSeq lists its product as uncharacterized. The record is from RefSeq and is a predicted model, not a curated record. The transcript is spliced from 5 exons. Gene Ontology annotation, biological process: gravitropism; regulation of growth. NCBI's taxonomy places the organism in Eukaryota, Viridiplantae, Streptophyta, Magnoliopsida, Fabales, Fabaceae. The coding region runs from base 356 to 1141 and encodes 261 amino acids.
AGUUCAGGGACUUGAUGCAAAAGAAAAAAUCUAGCUACAUCCAAUUAAGCCAUGAAAUGCAUCAAAAUCUCAUCAUAGCUACUUUUCUAAUCCCAAUGCUCAACCCUCAUUGGUUUUCAAGACCUGCUCUCAAGGAACUUUAAUAGUUACUGCUUAAAAAGUGACUCCAUUACCAUUAAAACACCUGGCACCUGCCUCUCUCUCUCAUUGUCAGUAUCAUCCAACCAUCAUUACCACCUUUUCUCCUCACAUUAUAUAUAUUUAUUGCUACCUAGCUAGUACUUUCAGCUUACGCAUUCUAAGUUCAUUCAUUCCCUUACCCUUCACUCUUACCCUUACCCUUAGUCCUCUCACAAUGAAGUUCCUCAGCUGGAUGCAAAAUAAACUUGGUGGAAAACAUGACAACAGAAAACCAAAUACACACACAACUACUACAUAUCAUGCAAAACAAGAACCUCGAGAGGAAUUCAGUGAUUGGCCUCAUGGUUUGCUAGCAAUUGGAACAUUUGGAAAUAACAGUGAAAUCAAAGAAAACUUAGAUGACCAAAAUGUGCAAGAGGAUCCAUCCUCGUCAGAGGAAAUAGCAGAUUUCACUCCUGAAGAAAUUGGGAAUCUACAGAAGGAAUUAACCAAACUCCUGAGACGAAAACCAAAGGUUGAAAAGGAAAUUUCUGAGCUUCCCCUGGACAGAUUUCUUAACUGCCCUUCAAGCUUGGAGGUUGAUAGGAGAAUCAGUAAUGCGCUAUGCAGUGAAUCAGAUGAUAAAGAAGAAGAUAUCGAGAAGACAUUGAGUGUGAUAAUUGACAAAUGCAAAGACAUAUGUGCAGAUAACAGAAAGAAAACAAUUGGGAAGAAAUCUAUUUCUUUCCUUCUGAAGAAGAUAUUUGUUUGCAGAAGUGGAUUUGCUCCCACGCCUAGCCUUAGAGAUACCCUUCAAGAGUCAAGAAUGGAGAAGCUUUUGAGGACAAUGCUUCACAAGAAAAUUUACACCCAAAAUUGUUCUCGGACAUCAUUCAUGGCAAAGUGCAUAGAGGAGAAGAAGAUGACAAGGAAGAAGAGUGAUGAUGAAUCAGAUGAGAGAAGUGGUGAUGGCAGUAAAUGGGUGAAGACUGAUUCAGAAUAUAUUGUGCUGGAGAUAUAAUAAAUGUGCUUGGAUUUUUAGAAGGUGUGUUGGUAGCUGUUGAGGUAAAGAUGAGUUAAUGUAUAAUAUAUAUAAGAAGUAGAUUUGAUAAGAGAUGAUUGACAGAAGUACUUUUGUUUUUUGAGGUCAGAUUGAAUGAAAAAGAGAGAGGGAUAUAUGUAUGUGUAUAUGAUGAUGGAGGGUAUGGAGUGGAGAUGAGAUUUUUUGAAAUGAAGAUAGUGUGUUAUUUUUUCAUGGUUUUGUGUCUGCAAAGGCAGAAGAAGUCAUGUUGUGGAAAAUGAUAGAAUGGGUUUGUGAUAUGUAAGGCAAAGUUAGACAAUUUGUGUGAUGUGCACACUUCUCAUCCCUUUUUUUACUCCACUUUGUCACCUCCUUCUUCCCUUCCCUUCUUUUGUAACAUCUCCCAAUUAAGUUUAUCAAUAAUACUUUCAUUAUUA